Messenger RNA from Ramularia collo-cygni, 261 nucleotides. RefSeq lists its product as uncharacterized. NCBI's taxonomy places the organism in Eukaryota, Fungi, Ascomycota, Dothideomycetes, Mycosphaerellales, Mycosphaerellaceae. Bases 1 to 261 code for a protein of 86 amino acids. The record is from RefSeq and is a predicted model, not a curated record. The transcript has 3 exons.
AUGGUCCUAAACAACCAAGUCAUAGUCCUAAUCGUCGUAGCAGCAGCAGGAGCAGCAGUACUCUGCGGCUACGCCAUCACGCGCUUCUACACGAACUCGGCUCCGAACGAACAUCUCGAAGGCGUGGGCGAGGAAUUCUCCCAGGCGCAAUAUCAACGGGAAUUGAGAUUAAGGAAUACGGAGAAGAUUGCUGAGAUGACGGGACAUGGUCGUCAUACGCUGAAUGAGAUGAGGGCGAAUGCGCAUUCUGCUCUCUCGUGA